Molecule: messenger RNA, 927 nt
Organism: Plutella xylostella (diamondback moth)
Lineage: Eukaryota; Metazoa; Arthropoda; Insecta; Lepidoptera; Plutellidae
Product: larval cuticle protein LCP-22
Cellular component (GO): chitin-based extracellular matrix
Molecular function (GO): structural constituent of chitin-based larval cuticle
Source: RefSeq, a predicted model, not a curated record
GAGUGGGUGGUUCCUCAUGCUCAUAUAUAUAUAAAGUUGCCAGAAUUUUUGAACAUCACUCACUCAAACUAGUUCAUCCGGCGAGCCAAAUCACAUUUAGACAUGAAGCUCGCAGUGGUAAUCCUAGCUUGCGUGUUGGGCGCAGUGAGCGCUCAGCAGAACCGCGCCAGUGCCUUCGCCAGCGUCAACCCUGGACGGUACAACCAGCAGUACGACCGGUACAACUCACAGUACAACCAGUACAAUCCGUACAACCAGUUCAACAAACAGUACAACCCUUACCAAAGGAACCAAUACCAGCGCUACCGGCCAGUGACCCCGGUGACACUGCGCCCGGUCGUCCCUGUGACCACCACCGCCGCUCCUCUGGACGUUGAAGUCGACUCCACGACCACAGGACCAGCGGCCGAGACCUACGCCCCUCUAGUCUCCUCCAUAGCCCCGACCGCCGCGCAGGUGCCAGCAGUCUUGGCCAGAGUUGCCGUGACCCAUGGAGCUGCCGCUAACAUCUUGAAGUAUGAGAACGAAGUCGGGUCGGACGGAAACUUCGGCUACUACUACGAGACGGACAACGGCAUCUCGGCGCAGGCGCAGGGCUCGCCGCGCAACUUCGGCGGGAACCCCCCGGUGGUGCCCAGCGUGGUGCAGGGCGCCUUCUCCUGGACCUCGCCUGAGGGACAACCCAUCUCCAUCACCUACGUCGCUGACGAGAACGGAUACCAGCCCCAGGGUAACGCCAUCCCCCAGCCGCCCCCAAUUCCCCCCCAGAUCGCCCGCGCCCUCGCCUACAUCGCCGCCAGACGAGCCUAGACUGCACCAGACAACAGCAAUUGUAAACAACAGAUAGUUGAAAAGACUUACCAUGCUACCGUUUAGAAUAAGUUACUAAUGAAAAUAUUUGAAUAAUAUGUGAUAUCUUCAAUCUAA